AUGAUGUAUAAUCCGUUCACAUUUACAAUAAUUGAAUGUCGCGAGCUGAAGGCACAAAGAACAAAGUGGCUCAGUAGAACGCCAGACCGUCCCUCUAAGCGUUGGGAUGCUGCCUCUACCAGGAUCUUGACUAUAGCUGUGUUCCAGCAUCGGUCCACCAGCAAGACCGUUGUUGCUAUGAAUACUCAUCUCGAUGACCAAGGUAGCAAGUCACGCUUAGAGGCGGCAAAAAUCAUACUGGAACAGAUACGACUGUUCACUGACCAGGUCCCCCACGGACAGAGCCCACCUAUUUUUCUUGCGACUUCAACAGUGAACCUGAACAAGAAGCCUACAAUGAGAUGA
Molecule: messenger RNA, 345 nt
Organism: Letharia columbiana
Lineage: Eukaryota; Fungi; Ascomycota; Lecanoromycetes; Lecanorales; Parmeliaceae
Exons: 3
Coding region: 1-345 (114 amino acids)
Source: RefSeq, a predicted model, not a curated record